Molecule: messenger RNA, 3177 nt
Organism: Anoplopoma fimbria (sablefish)
Lineage: Eukaryota; Metazoa; Chordata; Actinopteri; Perciformes; Anoplopomatidae
Product: sushi domain-containing protein 4-like
Exons: 10
Coding region: 242-1876 (544 amino acids)
Source: RefSeq, a predicted model, not a curated record
CUCGAGGCCGCGCGCAGCUGGUGCCUCGAUCGAUGCAGCUAGCUAGCGUAGCGGUUAACGAGCUAGCCAGCAGAGAGCUAGCUAGCUAGCGGUCCCGGCUCGUUAAAUCACACCACCGUCGUGUCGGCAGUCACUCUGAAUGUCGUCGAUGUUGCCAAGAUAUUGUUGACACAUGUCUGCAGUGUGAGAGCGCGGGGGUGGAGGAUUCGGGGCCGUGUUUUAGAGGUUGAGUUGACUCAAGAUGUGCAAUGGAAUGACAGAGUCAAUAUCAAAAGCCUCUUGGACCCACAUCUCGGCCACUGAGCGGAUCUUUUUGUUGCUGCUGACACUGACUGCAGUGUCCACUGGGCAAGCAUCAGGAUGUGUGAGGCCGUAUAUGGUCCAGAACAGCUGGGUAAACCUCACAGAAACCAACAGGGGCUCGUUCCCUGUGGGCACAGUGCUGCAGUACAGCUGUGACCCUGGUUACCUGCCAGACGGACCCAGCAUCCUCACCUGCACCACACUGGGACGCUGGACCUCUGAACCUCCUCACUGUAUACGCAGUGGUGCAUGCUUACCCCUCUCAAAACCCGAAAAUGGGGGAUACACCUGCCACCCAUCCCCCUGCCGGAUGUUUUCCCAUGGCACUGUGAUUGAGUUCUUCUGUGAUGAGCGCUUCAUUCUCAGUGGGGAUUACAACUACCUGACCUGUCAGGAUGGACAAUGGGAUGGCCCCAUGCAGAUCAGUUGUGUUAGCCAAGGUUGUACAAGACCCUCUACAGUGCAGCAUGGCUCAACUAAUCUAACAGACACCAAUAGGAGCUUGUUCCCUGUGGGCACAGUGCUGCAGUACAGCUGUGACCCUGGUUACCUGCCAGCCGGACCCAGCAUCCUCACCUGCACCAAACUGGGACGAUGGACCUCUGAACCUCCUCACUGUAUACGUAGUGAUGGAUGCAUAAGACCGUCUACAGUGCAGCAUGGCUCAACUAAUCUGACAGACACCAACAGGAGCUCGUUCUCUGUGGGAACCGUACUGGAGUACCACUGUGACCCUGGUUACCUGCCGGAUGGACCCAGCAUCCUCACCUGCUCCACACUUGGCCACUGGUCCUCUGAACCUCCUCGCUGUAUACGUAGUGACGUGUGCCAGCCUCCAUUUCAGCCAGAGAACGGGGGCUACACCUGCCACCCUGCCCCAUGCCAAAGACUUUCUCAUGGCACUGUGAUUGAGUAUUUCUGUGAAGAAGGCUACGUUCUAAAGGGAGACUACAAAUACCUUACCUGUCAGUAUGGAGAGUGGGACAGCCGAAUGAAGCUCAGCUGCCUCAUGGAGGAAGACCGCAAUCCAACUUUACCAUUAGGGAUGCCCGCCUUGUCCAUAGUGGCAUCCACAGCCAGCUCAGUGAUCCUUAUCCUGCUCCUGGUGGUGCUGUUUGUACUUCUGCAGCCAAAACUCAAGUCUCUCCAUCGACGGGAUCAGGGUGUGUCCGGCCAGCCAGUGUCAAUCAUGGUGGAAGGAGUCCAGGUGUCUCUGCCCUCUUAUGAUGAGGCUGUGAAUGCUAGUGGGGUCUCAGCCUCACCUCUCAGCUCAGAGUCUCGGGUCCAGAUAGUGCUGUCUGAGGGUCAGCAUGCCACAGCGCCAGAGGCUGGCCCCUCUAGGCCUUCAUCCCUCAAACGGCAGCAGUCAGAGAUGGCUGUCGUGCACCCUGUGCCAUCUUCUUCCUCCUCCUCACCCUCACCCUCAUCCUCCAUCUGGGCUCUGGAGCAUGCAGGUGCUGCAGCUCCAUCAUCCUCUCAAAGAAGGCCGUCUGCAGGCAGCGACCAACACAGCCUGUCGCUGGACUCUGAGAUGGACUAUUCUGAUGAUAUGCCAUUGCUGAAGGAGGCCUGAAAGAUGCAGCAGCCUUUGGACUCCCCAAGACAACCAGCGUUGCUACUGACCUGUACUGGUGAGCGGGGUGCCUCUGGAGAGUUUGUCAACACAGCUGUCAACACAGACGAGGCUCUGAGUGUAGCUGUGUGUUACUCAGAAUAGUUCCUCGGUCCAUCCCAAAGGAGAACAGAGAAGGGAUUCACAUGUACAUACAUGCUUACAUUUUUUUAUAGGAAUUCCUACACAAUGUAUGUAUGUCCAAUGUCUGAAGCUCAGUUUGAAAAUGUAGAACAGAAACAGAAAGAACAGGCCCCUCCUGAAGGAGAGUGUCUUAAAGGCUUAUGGAACAAAAAAAUGACUGAUGUAUUUCAGAUGAAGGGGCAAAGCUGCAAACUCUUAAUCUCUUAAGUGUCUUGGUCACUGUAACUUUUCUUUAACCACAUAUCGCACCAUUUAAGACGCACAUCGCCAUGCAUGAAGUCCAGGUAGUCUAGAUUGUUGUCCAAGUCAUGCACACUUACAGUAUUGUCCUCAAAUAUUUUUGUGAUUAUAAGUAAUUCUUUAAGAUGUUGUUUAUCAUGACUUGCGUCAUUCCACAUGCCACUGUACAGUUUAAGGCUGCUUGUCCAUCCAAGAUUCCCUUUUUCGCUGUGUUUUUCAUUGGAUUUAGGGCAUUUAAAGAGACUUGUUGGUUCAGGCCUGCAUUUGAUAAAUUUCACUCUUUCACGCUAAGUGUUCAGAUGUAUUCUCUUCAUACCCUUGUCCUCAAUGGCCUUAGCUUUCCACUUCUAUGCACAGGUAUCUAUAAUAUGUAAAAUAAGGACUUUUAAAAAUGAAUGUCAGUUAAAUGCCUCCACUGCUUAGUGAUACAAUGUGUGGCUUUGUCAGACACAUCACUUGUACACCAGAAAAUAUUAUUCUCUUAAUUUAUUCAGGCUGCUUGUACAUUGUAAAAUAAUUGUAAUGUUUAUAAGUGAAACAGGGAACUAAGAUGUUUAUUUAAUUCACGUGUGCCCAGAGCGCUGUUGAUCAGCCAUGGCUUUUUUUGAUGCUUCCACAACUCUUGGAAACGUGAAAAAAAAGUAUGUCUCUUCACUUCGCCGCUUCAGUUUAGAUUCUGCUGCGGGCACGUUAUAUGUGACACUGUAAAUAUGGUUGGGGAGAGUGUGUUCACUUUGUUUGACUGUCCAUUGAAUUCGCUUGUAGACUUAGACUUUUGUGUUUAUGUGAAGAUGGAUUUUUAAUAUAUGUAAAAAGUUUUAAGUUAAGUUUAGUCUGUAUAUAUAACAUACGCCCAUUUUGAUUAAAUAUUAUUUAAG